GCUCAUCCUACGGUUAAGUGUUGGGAGUUUAAUAAACUGCUUAAUUAAGACCGUGUUUCGCCGGGGGAGCACGCGCAGUGUCACACUGGCGCGCGUCACGACACCAUGCGGACCGCGCACGGCUAUGCGCUUGCACUGCUCUGCGCCUGCGCAUCGACCGCCGCCGCCAGAAGCUUCAACAUCACCAGCCUCAUCAUACCACCUGUCGUGCCAUCCGACCAAUCAGAAGUCGAAAUAGAAUGCCGAUACGACGCCAACUUCACCCUACUCAACUGGUUUAAGGGACCCAACGAGUUCUUCAGAUACAAACCCGGUUCUGCUCCCAGUACGCGCUCCUUCCCUAUCCUCGGCAUCGGCAGGGUGGAGCUCAUCACCUGUGGGCCGGUCGCCUGCCGCCUUCGCCUCGGAGGACUCACUGAAGAAGCUUCAGGAUUGUACAGAUGUGAUAUAGAACGUGAUGUUCCCCCGUAUCAGUUCGCUAGCCAGAAGGCAUUCAUGGUUGUAGAUGGUCAUGAGCAUAGAAGACCUCUACUUGAAGGGUUAGAAAAGGAAUUCGGAGAAGGUGAUGAAAUGAAGGCGUACUGCCGUGGAGCGCCCGACUCUGAGCUCCGUUGGUAUGUGAAUGGAAGAGAAGAGGAAGAAAUGAGAGGUAGUGCUAAUUUCCGGAGAAACAGUUCCAGAUUGAUAUUUCAAGGGAUUCCGCCAACAGUGACCGUUCAAUGUGCAGAGUUUCGUUUCGGGAGACUUUCAGGAUCAAAAGAGGUGAAAGCAAAAUGGAAAGAAUUGCGAGAUUGUGAUGAAACCCCGCAGGAGCAGAGAAACUUCUCACCACUCAGUGUUACACUAAAUUCGUUAAUUUUAAUUUGUAUGUAUCUCGUAAGUUUAAAAAAUACUUUGCUUGAUUAAAAGUAAUUAUUUAUACCUACCUACCUACCUAA
Plutella xylostella (diamondback moth) is the source of this 938-nucleotide messenger RNA. RefSeq lists its product as uncharacterized. Lineage: Eukaryota; Metazoa; Arthropoda; Insecta; Lepidoptera; Plutellidae. The record is from RefSeq and is a predicted model, not a curated record.